AUGGAGACCCUGGACCGCAAAAGACCUCAGUUCCUCGAGGAGAUUCAAAGGCGUGCAACUAAACUUGUGACCAGACAGGGCUUCUCCUGUUUUCAUCACGUUGAUGACGGCCUUGGAAAUUGGCAAGGGCCUAUCGUGGUCGCAGUUCCUGUUCUUUGGGAUGUUCCCGUGACUCUGCAGUCUCCUCAUCGUAUGGAAGUUAACUCAACAAUAGGUAAAGAAAUCUUGCCCGCUUCAGAAAAGCUUUCGCGUCUCCCGGCCGGAAUGGCUGACACCGAUCAUAAGGAGGAAUAUCACGAAGAAAAGAAGACUGUGGAAAACAUAUGCCAGAUAUCCACAACCUGA
This is a messenger RNA of Dibothriocephalus latus, 345 nucleotides long. Lineage: Eukaryota; Metazoa; Platyhelminthes; Cestoda; Diphyllobothriidea; Diphyllobothriidae. The record is from the annotation of a GenBank genome assembly.